GACCCACGGACGUGAGAAGGAAUUGAAACAGCCUGGUGUAGGAGGGUUGCUUCCUGCGUAUGUCGAUGUCAGGAUCAUUGCUUGAGAUGUCCUGAAAGCACGUUCUACGGGUCAGGGUACCCUUGCCGCCUGUGACCGCAAAGAAGCAUGUCUUCGGGAGUGGUGUUCAAAUUACUCUCGCUCGCGGUCAGGACUGCAGCGAAGCCGAUUGGAAACUACAUAAAGCGCCAAGCAAAAGAACAUGAAGGCUUCCGAAAGUUCGCGAUCAAGCAGGCUCAGCGGGUGCAUUGGCUCGACAUGCGAAUGCGACUGGGCAUACUACACGAUCCGGAAGCUCAACAGCGCAUGCACGAGCGGGAGCAGAAGGCUGCGGAAGAGCGGAAGAGGAAGGCUGAGACGCCGACAGUGAGGACGGAAGCUGAGCAGAAGGAGUAUGAGGAGCAGCAAGCGCGGUCGGAGAAGGAGCGGAAAGACGGCAAGAAGAAGGAAGACAAGACGCCUAGAAUCACCAUUCGGCCAUUGAGCGAUGCGCGAGCCAUUGAGCUGGGGGCCAACUUCUUCUCCGAGAUGUUCGUGUUUGGCGUAGCAGCUGGCUUGAUUCUGGUAGAGAGCUGGCGGAGUGGGAAGAAGGAGAGUAAAAGGCGUGACGACGUAGCGGAGAGACUUGCGGCACUGGAGUCGGAGGUUGAGCGGUUGCGGAGCAGAUAUGAGCCGGAGCUGGCUGAGAUCAGAGAAAAGGUAAAGCCCGACACGACGAGUAGUUGGUGGAAUCCGGCGGGCUGGUGGACGCGGACAGACCCCAAACAGAGUGAUGAUGUGUCUGACAGCACAGCUGGCACGGUAGCAAUCGCUGGCAAUGUGCCUGUUCAGCAACCAGACAAGGCUGUCAAGCCACCUGAGUCCGCAGCUCAACGAUCCAAGGCAGCUGGCUCAUGGAAACACGACAAUGCGUCAGGUGCAUCAGAGAGAGCACGAUCUGCGACUUCCACACCGGAGGCCGCAGUUGAGCGUGUUGACUCGGUAAGCGCGGCGAAAAAAGAGCGAUGAUGUGAGCAAGAGUCUCCUCUCUGUGUUGACUGUACGAUAUACCCCACUCGUGCUUAAUGGCAUAGCGAAGGCGCUGGUGGUAUGUAUGAUUACUGUAGAGCAUUUUCACAGACCCA
This is a messenger RNA of Baudoinia panamericana UAMH 10762, 1163 nucleotides long. RefSeq lists its product as uncharacterized. Gene Ontology annotation, biological process: regulation of lipid metabolic process. Lineage: Eukaryota; Fungi; Ascomycota; Dothideomycetes; Mycosphaerellales; Teratosphaeriaceae. Bases 148 to 1047 code for a protein of 299 amino acids. Gene Ontology annotation, cellular component: mitochondrion. The transcript has 2 exons. The record is from RefSeq and is a predicted model, not a curated record.